AUGUCUGCCGAGAACGGUUCUACUACUCUCCCUGUCGAUGACCCCUCCAAGGUCGCCGAGGCUCCCAUUGAGACCAAGGGCAAGGGAAAGGCCACUGCCACCGAGGAGCCUGUCGACCAGACCAUGGACGAAGAUGACGACUCUUCUGACGACGAGGCCGAGAACAAUGGUGCCGGCGAUGAGGAGGCCGAGGACAACCUCGACGAGAUUGACCUGAACAACAUCGUCGAGGGUGGCCGCCGCACUCGAGGCAAGGUCAUCAACUGGGCCGAGGCUGCCAAGAACGUCCCCGCCGACGAAGAGGAGGAGGACGAUGAGGACUUUGAGGCUGGCGGAGAUGAGGAUGAGAAGAUGGAUGAGGAUUAG
Messenger RNA from Pestalotiopsis fici W106-1, 366 nucleotides. RefSeq lists its product as uncharacterized. The transcript has 3 exons. The coding region runs from base 1 to 366 and encodes 121 amino acids. The record is from RefSeq and is a predicted model, not a curated record. Lineage: Eukaryota; Fungi; Ascomycota; Sordariomycetes; Amphisphaeriales; Sporocadaceae.